Messenger RNA from Eurypyga helias (sunbittern), 877 nucleotides. Its product is annotated as SNW domain-containing protein 1. The transcript is spliced from 8 exons. Gene Ontology annotation, biological process: mRNA splicing, via spliceosome. NCBI's taxonomy places the organism in Eukaryota, Metazoa, Chordata, Aves, Eurypygiformes, Eurypygidae. The record is from RefSeq and is a predicted model, not a curated record. Gene Ontology annotation, cellular component: spliceosomal complex. The annotation marks the transcript as partial.
UUUUUUACCAUCUCCAACCCAGCUGUCUCAAGACCAGCUGGAACUCGAAGAAAGAGCAAGAGCUCAAAGAUCUAGGCAGACUGCUCUGGUCUCAUCACGACGGGAACCUCCCCCAUACGGUUACCGGAAAGGAUGGAUACCACGAGUCCUAGAGGAUUUUGGAGAUGGGGGUGCUUUCCCAGAAAUUCAUGUGGCCCAAUAUCCAUUGGAUAUGGGCCGAAAGAAGAAAAUGUCCAAUGCUUUGGCUGUUCAGGUGGAUGCAGAAGGAAAAAUAAAAUACGAUGCUAUUGCUCGACAAGGACAGUCAAAGGACAAGGUGAUAUACAGCAAAUACACGGAUCUUGUGCCGAAAGAGGUUAUGAAUGUGGAUGAUCCUGAACUGCAGAGACCAGACGAGGAGGCAAUUAGAGAGAUAACAGAGAAGACAAGGGCAGCCUUGGAGAAGUCGGUCUCGCAAAAAGUUGCAGCAGCCAUGCCAGUUCGAGCAGCUGACAAACUAGCUCCUGCACAGUACAUUCGGUACACACCAUCCCAGCAAGGCGUUGCCUUCAACUCUGGGGCAAAACAGAGAGUUAUUCGGAUGGUGGAAAUGCAGAAGGACCCGAUGGAGCCUCCAAGAUUCAAAAUUAACAAGAAGAUUCCGCGUGGACCACCUUCUCCCCCAGCACCUGUAAUGCACUCUCCUAGCAGAAAGAUGACCGUGAAGGAGCAGCAAGAGUGGAAAAUUCCUCCAUGCAUUUCAAACUGGAAAAAUGCAAAGGGUUACACCAUUCCGUUAGACAAGCGCCUGGCUGCAGACGGCAGAGGACUGCAGACUGUCCAUAUUAAUGAAAACUUCGCCAAGCUUGCUGAGGCUCUCUAUAUAGCUGACAGAAAG